AUGCCAUGUAAACGUUUUCUCAAUUACAAUAUUCAAACUAACGCGCCAAAAUCUUCAUUCGGAUUCUUACGCAUGCGCGCUCUUGCGCGCAAGCAGAAGCGCGAUUGUUUUGAAAGAAACUUGUUUAAGCUUGCUUUUGUUUUUGGCAAAAAUGAUGAAACGCCGAAAGGUACCGCUGAUUUACAGGAAAAUGUUAUUCAAAACGAAUCAGUCGAUUUGAAUCCUUCAGAACAGUCGGAAUUAUCAGUAGCUACACAAGUUCUUAUAAAUCAUAGAACAGAAGAGGAGGCAGCAUUGAGAAGCACGUCAGAAAAAAUUGAAAGUUAUUCGACUGAUAUUGCGUUAUGGGGCGAAAUCAACGAGAAGUUACGAUUAUACUGGUUGCAAAAAAAUCCAGGUUUAUGCAGCAAUAAGGAUAAAGAUUUCUCAAAAUCUGCACGGAUUUACCAAGAAGGAGAUAAACAAAAAAAGCGAAUUACGGAGCAUGAGCAAAGCAAAGCUCAUAAACAAACUUUAACUAUUUAUUCUAAACGGAGAAGAGAAACUGGUAGUUUAGAAAAUGCAUUAACGAUUCAACAAAAAAAUGAGAAAAAUUAUUGGAUUCAAGUAUUACGUCGAAUAACUGACACUAUAAAGUUUCUUGCUUCACGAGGUCUCGCUUUUCGAGGGGAGAACGAACGAUUCGGAUCUAGUCAAAAUGGCAAUUACUUAGGUAUUUUAGAAUUACUGAGCGAAUAUGACCCUUUCCUUAAAGAGCACAUUAAUACCUACGGAAAUAAAGGACAUGGAGUAACAUCAUACUUAUCAGCUAAUAUUUGUGAGGAAUUUAUAGGCCUUAUGGGGGAAAAAGUUCUUGCUUGCAUUAUAAGUGAGUUGAAGAAGGCAAAAUAUUAUUCUUUUUCUGUGGAUUCUACGCCGGACAUCACUCAUCUAGAUCAAUUAACGUUCACCGUGCGCUACGUUACCGAUCAGGGGCCUAUCGAACGUUUUUUAAUGUUCGUUCCUAUAGAAGGUCAUAAUGCCGAAUAUUUAACAGAGGUUGUAGUCAAAUUUUUUAAAGAUAAUGAUAUUGAUAUAAAUGACUGUAGAGGUCAAUCUUAUGACAACGCAUCGAAUAUGUCUGGACGCUAUUCAGGACUGCAAACCAGGAUAAGGGAAAUCAAUAAGUAUGCUGAUUAUAUUCCUUGUGCCGGGCACUCGUUAAAUUUAGUCGGCGUUAAGGCAGCUGAAUGUGUUAAUGCAGUCGUUAAGUAUUUCUAUAUCGUACAAAAUUUGUACACAUUUUUAUCAGGAUCGACUUAUAGAUGGCAAAAACUAUUGUCAUAUUUAGGAACGAAAAAAAAAGUCGUUAAAUCUUUAUCCGCUACUCGAUGGUCAGCCCGAGCUGAUGCAAUCAUCGCUCUUUUCACAGGUCAUACAGAUAUUACGAAAGCUCUAGAUGAUUUAUCAAAGGAUGAUACGCAGUCUAACGAGACUAGACUUGAAGCUAAGACCAUUUUAAAGCAAAUUACAAAAUUUGAAAAUGUCUUUAUAACUGUGGUAUGGCACGAAAUCUUGACACGUAUUAAUGAUACAUCUAAAAAUUUACAAAAAGAAAAUAUGGAUUUGUAUAUAGCAUGCAGUCUUUUAAAUUCCUUAGAAUUGUAUUUAUUGGAUAUCAGGGAUAAAUUCGAUGAGUUUUUAGAAAAAGCAAAAAGCUUUACUGAUAUCUGCGAAAGUGAAUCUACAUCUGAGCCAAGAAAUCGAAGAAGAAGCGUAAAACUUACUCGCUUUGAAGGAGAGAGUGAACAUACACAAUUUACUGGAGAUGAAAAGCUCAAAAUAGAGAUUUUUUAUCCGAUAAUCGAUUCACUUUGUUCCAAUUUGAAAACCAGAAAAACUGCUUACGAAACGGUGAAUGAUAACUUCAAGUUUUUUACUGCUCUACCAAACAUGACAUACGAAGGAAUAAAAGAAUGCUGCGAAAAGCUUGCCAGAAAAUAUGAUCAAGACAUUUCUGCAGAAAAUUUAAUAUCAGAAUGUUUACAUUAUAAACAUUAUCUUCGUGAUACACGAAAGAACGAAGAAUUAUUUAUUCCUGAUCUAUACUUGCAACUGAAGAAAGAAUUUCUGACGUCUACAUUCCCAAAUAUUGAAAUAAGUCUCCGAAUAUUCCUUACCCUAAUGAUCACCAAUUGUGCUGGUGAACGAUCAUUUUCUAGAUUAAAGUUGAUAAAAUCCGAUCAUCGAAGCACAAUGUCACAGUCACGAUUGAAUCAUCUAAGUUUAAUGAGUAUAGAAUCGGACUUAUUAAAAUCGAUUGAUUUUGAUUAA
Messenger RNA from Parnassius apollo (apollo), 2313 nucleotides. NCBI's taxonomy places the organism in Eukaryota, Metazoa, Arthropoda, Insecta, Lepidoptera, Papilionidae. The record is from the annotation of a GenBank genome assembly.